This is a messenger RNA of Corylus avellana, 1900 nucleotides long. Its product is annotated as zinc transporter 4, chloroplastic. Gene Ontology annotation, cellular component: plasma membrane. Lineage: Eukaryota; Viridiplantae; Streptophyta; Magnoliopsida; Fagales; Betulaceae. The record is from RefSeq and is a predicted model, not a curated record. Gene Ontology annotation, biological process: zinc ion transmembrane transport. Gene Ontology annotation, molecular function: zinc ion transmembrane transporter activity.
CAAACAAUGUCGACACUCUGUUUUCACAUAUUCCUUCAUCGCCAAUUCGACACGGAACUCCAUGAAGGUUCUCAAAUGCUACAGUGCUCGCGUGUGCGCAGUACAAGUAUCUCUCCACCCAUUUUACGGGUCGAUCACAUCUCCGAGGUCUUCUUUUUGGUGCAUAGAUUCGAUAUUCGCUUGCAUUGGAAGCCUCCCUUUAUCGAAUAAACUACUCUCUCUGGGCUUUCCCUUCCGCUUCCCAUGUUAUCCAUUGAGGAUCUCUGGCCGCUGUUUAUCUUUGAAGAUUUCAGAACAAAAGCUCGGGUUUUCUCAGACUCAAUCUACAAGACAAUCUCGGAAUCAAUGUCCAACGCGAGCUGCGGAGGGACCGACUUAGAGAACUGCCGAGACGAGACGGCCGCGCUCGACCUCAAACUCGUCGCCAUCGCGUCAAUCCUCAUGGCCGGAGUGGUUGGAAUCGCCAUCCCCCUCGUCGGAAAGAACCGCCGCUUCCUCCGUACCGACAGCAACAUCUUCUUCGCCGCCAAGGCUUUCGCCGCCGGCGUUAUCCUCGCUACCGGUUUCGUCCACAUGCUCCCGGACGGGUCGAGCGCCCUCUCGGAUCCUUGUCUGCCCGAGUUCCCGUGGUCCAAGUUCCCCUUCGCCGGGUUCUUCGCCAUGAUGGCCUCGCUCUUGACCCUCCUUGUUGACUUCGUGGGGACCCAGUAUUACGAGCGCAAACAGGGCCUGACCCGGGCGAGCGAGGAGAGGGCCCGGGUCGGUUCUGCUGAAGCGGGCCUGGAUUCGGGGAUUUCGCCGGUUGCGGAGGAUAAGGAGCGGAAUGGGAAGGUGUUUGGAGAAGAGGAGGGCGGUGGAAUGCACAUUGUUGGGAUGCAUGCGCACGCGGCGCACCAUAGACAUAGUCACCCGCACGGCCAGGACGCAUGUGAGGGGAACAUGAGAGAUGACUCUCAUGGGCAUGGGCAUGGGCACGGGCAUGGGCACGGGCAUUCUCACGGGUUUGAAGAUGAUGAUGGCGAGGAUAGCGGCGUUCGGCACGUCGUCGUUUCGCAGAUAUUGGAGCUGGGGAUUGUAUCACAUUCAGUUAUAAUCGGGCUAUCACUAGGAGUAUCACAAAGCCCAUGUACUAUAAGACCCUUAAUAGCAGCGUUAUCAUUCCAUCAAUUCUUUGAAGGAUUUGCCCUUGGAGGCUGCAUCUCACAAGCCCAGUUCAAAAACCUAUCAGCAACAAUGAUGGCAUGCUUUUUUGCCAUAACAACUCCAGCAGGGAUUGGCGUUGGGAUAGGCAUUUCUUCCUUCUACAACCCCAACAGUCCAGGUGCUCUGGCUACUGAAGGCAUCUUGGAUUCCAUCUCUGCUGGAAUUUUGGUCUACAUGGCUUUGGUGGACCUAAUUGCUGCUGAUUUUCUGAGUAAGAGGAUGAGCUGCAACUUUAGACUACAAGUUGUUUCUUAUUUCAUGCUCUUCCUUGGUGCUGGACUCAUGUCUUCACUAGCAAUCUGGGCUUGAUUCUUCAUGUGCCUAUUAUUGAACUUUGCCUUUCUCUGUGUCUUUUCUUUUUCUUUGGGGGCAAGGCAAUGCUCCAAAAAUUCUUUCUUCUUGGUUUCUUUUGGGAGGGAGAGGGAAGGUGGAAAACAAAAGAAAUGAGAUAUAUCAUUGGGUAAUUGGUAUAAAUAUACCAACGCAGCGGAAUAAAAUUACGGUACCUCUUAUGUACCAAAACAAGAUGUGGCUCAGUGGCUGAGUUGUUCCACGUUCUUUUUUUUAAAAAAAUCUUGAGCAUCAAGCUUUAUCUUCUUUUUAUUUUUAUUUUCUCUUCUCUUAACAAUGCUCACAAUGUAAGAGCACUCAAGAGAAAAACACAGAGCACACUUGAAAAAGUUCAUUGGCCUUUUCA